UGAGCGUUGUGAUAUCGCGAUAUUUGUGGCAUAUGUUGUCUCGGUGCAGCGCCGUAGCGGGCUGAGUGUGGGUGCUUGACUGCCAGUGGAGCCACCGUCUCUCUCUCAAGCAAAGUGCAGGCUGGGAUAUCAAAGCUGUUUACGUUGCCUUUUAACUUUUGAAAGGCCUGGGGAACCGCUUGCUUGAAAGUCGCAAAUGAAUUACAGACUGUUUCGUGAAAUAGAUCUCUAAAUGAACUGGAGCAGAGGAUCAAAUCUGUGGCAUAAAGCACAAUGACUGCACAGUCAGACAUUCACUGGUGAUUGGAGCUGGGUAAGCAGUGAUGAUGCGUUGUCUGGCAGCCCGUGUUCACUACAAGACCCUUAUAGUGAUCUGCGCUCUCCUCUCUCUGCUCACGGUCGUUCUGUGGAACAAGUGUACGAGCGAGAAAGAGCUGCGCUUCCUGCCCCGGCACCCCCAGCCCCCUCCCAGCCCAAAAAUAGACAGCCAUCCGCAGCAGCCCCAGCCUCCUGAACCUCCACCUGUGGUCGGUGGAGUGCGCUACGAAGAGAUCGACUGCCUGAUCAAUGAUGAAGCCACCAUUAAGGGCCGCCGAGAAGGCAGUGAGGUAUACCUGCCCUUCAGCUGGAUGGAGAAGUACUUUGAAGUGUAUGGCAAGGUGGUACAGUACGACGGCUACGAUCGAUUCGAGUUUUCGCACAGUUACUCCAAAGUAUACGCACAAAGAGAGCCGUACCACCCCAGUGGAGUCUUCAUGUCUUUUGAGGGGUAUAACGUGGAGGUGCGUGACAGAGUGAAGUGCAUCAGUGGAGUGGAAGGAGUACCUUUGUCCACCCAGUGGGGCCCUCAAGGGUAUUUCUAUGCUAUCCAGAUAGCUCAGUAUGGGCUGAGUCAUUACAGUAAGAACCUGACAGAGCGGCCACCACACAUGGAGGUGUAUGACACAGCAGAAGAGAGAGACGGCAGGUCCAGCGCGUGGGCUGUCCCUAAAGGCUGUUCCCUCACCAGAGUCUAUGACAAGACCAGAGCCACAUCAGUACGACAGUUCAGCGUUCCAGAAAACUCAGAGGGCAUCUCACUUCCUCUUGGCAACACUAAAGAUUUCAUCAUCUCUUUUGACCUGAAGUUUACAUCUAACGGUAGUGUCUCCGUCAUCUUGGAGACCACAGAGAAAGGGCCUCCGUUUGUUAUCCACUACGUCACCACCACCCAGCUCAUUUCUUUCAAGGACCGCGACAUCACCUACGGGAUCGGCCCUCGGACUGCAUGGACCACGGUCACCCGUGACAUUCUCACUGACCUCCGCAAAGGCAUUGGCCUCUCCAACACCAAAGCGGUCAAAGCCACCAAGACCAUGCCACGACGUGUCAUAAAGUUAGUGGUGCACGGCCACGGGAUGAUAGACAACAUCACAAUCUCCACCACAUCGCACAUGGCGGCUUUUUUUGCAGCCAGCAACUGGUUGGUGCGCAACCAGGACGAGCGUGGAGGCUGGCCGAUCAUGGUGACUCGUAAACUCGGGGAGGGUUUCCGUGCGCUGGAGCCGGGUUGGUAUUCGGCCAUGGCGCAGGGGCAGGCCAUGUCCACUCUAGUGCGUGCCUAUAUAAUGACAAAAGACGACACGUACCUAAAGGCUGCCCUGCGUGCCACCGGACCUUUCAAACUACCAUCAGAGCAGCACGGCGUUAAAGCGGUGUUCAUGAACAAGUAUGACUGGUACGAGGAGUACCCCACAAUCCCUAGCUCCUUUGUUCUGAAUGGUUUUAUCUAUUCCCUCCUAGGCCUGUAUGACCUGGCACAAACCGCUGGUGAGAAGCUCGGGCGGGACGCAGGUCAGCUGUACAGCAAGGGGAUGGAGUCCUUAAAAGUUAUGCUGCCCCUGUACGACACGGGGUCGGGCACCAUCUAUGACCUGCGCCACUUUAUACUGGGCACUGCGCCCAAUCUGGCCCGCUGGGACUAUCAUACGACGCACAUCAACCAGCUCCAGCUGCUGGGUACUAUCGACAACUCGCCCAUCUUCAGGGACUUCAUCAAGCGCUGGAAAAGCUACCUGAAAGGAGGGAGAGCCAAGCACAACUAAAGCGGAGCACACGUCUGCGAUCUCUUCAGACCCUCACUUCCUCUUCCCGACUGCCACCAUGAGGGUCACUGUGUCUAACGACGAGAAAGAAUGGCUGAACACUUCAGAUUUUUCUGUUUGAGACCAUAAUUGCAGUACUUGCAUCUGUGCUGAGAUUUUAAUUAGGUACAAACGCAGCUGCUUGCAGCAUGUGUCUGGAUAAGGAAGAGGGAGGGCUUAGGUAUUUAAAAUUCAAAGCUCCAGAUCUGCAAGUAUGAGUGAGAAUCGCGUCUGCUGAGAUUUGCCACAUUUGGGCAAAAAAGCAGCUUUUAGAACCUUCUUCCAAAGUAAACCUCAGAAGAUAAUUACUCAUCAGUUGUCAAGAAAUAAAUCGUAGAGAGCAAACUUUAGCUGCAAUGGUUAAGUUCAUAGCCUGUGAGCAGAACAUUAUUGCAUAUAAGCUACAGAUAAAAAUGCUGAAAAUGUCCUCAAGUGUAGCAUUACUAUAUGUCACGGAGCACUAAGGUUUACUCGCCUUUUUUUCAACCCACUGUCCAGCCUUCGGUUUGCAUUUCAUAAUUCCACAAUCAGAUUGAGCUGUCAUUAAUGCGGCCCAGUCCUGCCCAGAAUGCACUUAAAGCUUUAGAGAGGUGGUCGCAGGUCACUUGCUUCAUGUUUACAACAUAUUUCAGGAAACAUAGCUGUAGUUUUUAAGACACCACUGUGCUGGACUAACAAACGCAGAGGCUUUUUGAGAAAUCUGAGGGACUCUGAUUGGUUGCACAGCUGGUGUUCAUCCCUGUAAGAUGUCAAACUUCAGUUAAAUUGUGCUACAUGUAGACUGGUCAUGCACUUUACUUGUGUGGCAUGCGUUUGUCUGGUGAAGAUGCGUUUAUACAGUCGUGUAAUGAAUUAUGACUUCAUUUUUGACAUCAAUCCAGUUUUUUUUUUCUCUCAAUCUCAUGCCUUUAUGGCAAUUAAUCAUUUAUAAGGGAAUUUUCAACUUUUGUUUGCUGAUUGCAGGUUUAUUGUAGCUCUACCCAUUUCCUUAAAUUACUCACCAUUUUUUUUAUCAGGUGAUUCUUUUAUACAAUUUAUUUUUGGACAGCUGUAUUUCUCUUAAUAUUAUUUUUAUAAGUAACAUCAGUUUCUGUAAUUUGGAGCAAAAGAAUGAAAAUGUUUCUUUCACAUUUAGUUGAAUAACUUGCAUCUCAACCAAGCAAAAAGAUGCUGUUUCAUGUAUUAAAAAUAUACUAAUGAGCAGUACUUUGUCAUUAAAAUAUUGAAAUUAUUUGCAUGUAA
Carassius carassius (crucian carp) is the source of this 3365-nucleotide messenger RNA. RefSeq names its product D-glucuronyl C5-epimerase B. Gene Ontology annotation, cellular component: Golgi apparatus. The record is from RefSeq and is a predicted model, not a curated record. Gene Ontology annotation, biological process: heparan sulfate proteoglycan biosynthetic process. The transcript is spliced from 5 exons. Bases 324 to 2084 code for a protein of 586 amino acids. Gene Ontology annotation, molecular function: heparosan-N-sulfate-glucuronate 5-epimerase activity. NCBI's taxonomy places the organism in Eukaryota, Metazoa, Chordata, Actinopteri, Cypriniformes, Cyprinidae.